Salmo salar (Atlantic salmon) is the source of this 2278-nucleotide messenger RNA. NCBI's taxonomy places the organism in Eukaryota, Metazoa, Chordata, Actinopteri, Salmoniformes, Salmonidae. The record is from RefSeq and is a predicted model, not a curated record.
AACUCUUAGCUAAUGCACUUCAGACAUACUAGUAUCUCCUUCUUAAGAGUAUGUCUCUACAACCUGUCAGUCAUAAGGACCCAGAGGAAGAAUUGGAAGAAAAACGAUCCACCACCAUCUCUCAGAUGUUUGCCAAAGCCACAAAAGCCUUCGUGAAGGACACAGAUCAUGAGGGACGCCUGAUCCCUGUGUCCAGUCUGAAUGACACAGACAAACUGAAACUCCGAUCACUCAUUGUCAAGACCAGGCACAGAUGCUUCUGGCAGGAACCCAAAUACCAGUCCCCUGGCUUUACCCUCGGUGAUGUCCUGAGGCCUGGAGAGCCUGGAAACACACCUUUAAGCCCAACCGUCAAGGAGUCUGACUUUGUGGACUACAGUGGGAUAUUUGGUGACAAGAAAGAAAUGAACACAGACGGAAACAUUGAGGCUAAGUUGGCUGAUUUCAACAUUACCGUGAGAGGGAAAUGGUCCACCAAACAGAAGCUGUCCCUUGGCAGCCUGAACAAAGAGAAGGUUGAUGUGAAGGAGUUACACAACUACUCAAAAGACAGAGUUCUGGACAUGUCCCAUCCUGUGAUCAAGCAGACCCGUGCGAAUCCCAGGGCAGUGUUAGGCGUCUUGACGGAGAGGAUUAUGACAUCACUACCUUGCCCGGUCACAAACAAUGUCCAGAAGCGUGGAAAUGUAGGAGCCAACGUGAGUGCCUGUGUGUUCCUGAGCGGGAAGGCCUCUAUGAAGCAGAGCGGCAGUACUCAGACAGAUAGUGAUGUGUCACUCGGUAUUCCUGCAAAUACUGUCAUGGCCUACAGUCUGAUUGAACUCUACGUCAAAUGCAAUGGAAAGUUUGAGCUGUGCCUCAUCUGCAACAAUGGGGGCUUUGAAAUAGAUAAGUCAAAGGACGGGUUGGAAGUAGAUGGAAUUAUGGACCUGGGAGGCGACUUUGAUGCCAACAGCCCCCUAAAUCUGAACGAAGAACUGGAGAAACUGAGUGGUCAUUUCCAGCUGCUGUCAGUCCUGUCAGCAGCCACACGUUCCUCUCUGCUCCAGCUCCUCAAGACAACCAUGGAGGACAGAGAGGCAGUCAGUGUGCUGGAGAGUGUGCUGGAUCAGAUGUGUGAUGGUGAGACUCCUGACCUGGGUGAUCUGCAAGAGUCUGAGAGGGAAACAGUCCAGGCCAUACUGGAUCUUGUAGACCAAUGUGUUGGGAAGGAUGAGGAUGAGUUCAGAUCCUCACUUCUCAGUGCCGUCCACCUCAUUGUCAGUGCCAUGGACGGAAUGACAGAUGAGGGUCUCUCUGUGUUGGGAUCCUGUUGCAGUCCUCCAGUCUUACAGGCCCUGCAGAUCCUGGUGCAGCAUGUGGCAGCAGGGAGUGGGGAGACCCUCUCUCUGAGAGAUGCAGGUCUGGCUGUUCUGACUGAGGAGGAGGUGUUUGGGAGGACAGAGAGUCUCUUUGGUCACUCUAAAGUUACACUGAAGAGAGAGGACACACUGAGGACAGAGAUGAAGGACCAGCCUGGAUACCUUCCUCUAGUCAUGAGUAUCACUGUGAAAGGCCUGGCCUCUUUACUGUAAGCUGAGAGAAAGAGACAGAGCGACAGAGAGACAGAGAGAUGUGACCUGUUGCCACAAGAAAAGGGCAACCAGUGACGAACUCAUAUUUAUGUUUAUUUAUUUUCCUUUUGUACUUUAACUAUUUGCAGAUCGUUACAUCACUGUAUAUUGACAUUGUUAGCAGUUGAUGCUGUUCUUCAACAACACAGAGCCCAAUGCAAAUCAGGGGGAGAAAAACAUUUUUUUCAAAGAGAACAAAUCAUAGUGGUUGUGCUAGAAAGUAGAUGAUAGAUGGUUAUUCUUCCCUGUCCUCAAUGUUUCUCUAUUGAACAAAGAGACAGGAUGUAGUUUAUACCCAAGCCUAGCUUGUGGUUGUCAGGGAACUCAAAGCAGCAGGAGGGGUGAAGUCAGGCGCAGGAGACCAAGGUCCGUGAACACACGUUUAAUAGGCAAUAGUCCAAACUGCCAACAACAUGUAAAGCAGGGCAAAAAUACCAAAUACAGCAAGAGCCCGAAAACAGAGUAGGGGCGCAGCCCAAAAACUCGUUGCCUUAAAUACACAAAAUGCAGAGGAAAAUGCCUCAACCCCAACCUAACCAAACCAGAGAAAAACAAUCACGCACAAUACCCAAACCUAAACAGAGAGACUAAAUAACCCCCCCACUAACGAUCUAACACAAUACCCAAACCUAAACAGAGAGACUAAAUAACCCCCCCACUAACGA